CUGCUCUGGGGCACGUCAGACCCUCCUGCUCUAUAAAGAGGCUUUGCUUUUGGGGAGGGUCACCUGCACCAGGUGGAGCUCCAGAAGACCCAUGUACUCCCCCGACAGCUCGCAGGAGCCCCCGAAUAACGGGACCCCGGGGCCCUUUGAUGGCCCCCAGUGGCCCCACCAGGCCCCACGGGCCGUGUACCUGUCGGUGGCCGUGCUGAUGGGCCUCGUCGUGGUCUCUGCCUCGGUGGUGAACGGUUUGGUCAUCGUGGUUUCCAUCAGAUACAAGAAGCUCCGGUCCCCCCUGAACUACAUCCUGGUGAACUUGGCCGUGGCCGACCUGCUGGUGACGCUCUGCGGCAGCUCCGUCAGCCUCUCCAACAACAUCAGCGGCUUCUUCGUGUUUGGCAAACGCCUGUGCGAGCUGGAGGGCUUCAUGGUCUCCCUCACAGGCAUCGUGGGGCUGUGGUCCCUGGCCAUCCUGGCCCUCGAGAGGUACAUUGUGGUCUGCAGACCCCUGGGAGACUUUCGGUUCAAGCACCGACACGCCGUCAGCGGCUGUGCCUUCACCUGGAGCUGGUCACUGCUCUGGACAACCCCACCACUCAUGGGCUGGAGCAGCUACGUGCCUGAAGGUCUGAGAACCUCCUGUGGGCCCAACUGGUACACGGGCGGCAGCAACAACAACAGCUACAUCCUGGCCUUGUUUGUCACCUGCUUUGUGAUGCCCCUCAGCCUGAUCCUCUUCUCCUACGCCAACCUGCUGAUGACCCUGCGAGCGGUAAGCACGGCGGGCACAGGCUGCGGCGCAGCAGCAGGAGUCGGACACGACGCAGCAGGCGGAGCGGGAGGUGACCCGGAUGGUGGUGGCAAUGGUGAUGGCCUUUCUCAUCUGCUGGCUGCCCUACAGCACCUUUGCACUGGUGGUGGCCACCCACAAAGACAUCACCAUCCAGCCAGCUCUGGCAUCUCUGCCUUCCUACUUCUCCAAGACCGCCACAGUUUACAAUCCAAUCAUUUACGUCUUCAUGAACAAACAGUUUCAGAGCUGCCUGCUGCAAAUGGUAUGCUGUGGUUACCAUCCCCGGGGCACUGGGAAAACCUCUCCGGCUGCCCCCCAUCCCCGCCCAGGCGUCGCUGCAGAGGGGCUGCAGAAUAAGGUGACGCCGUCUCACCCCGUCUGAGCGCUGCCAGAUCCUGCCUGCACCAGCACCAGCGCCAGCUCCAGGCUCUGCAUGGCCCACACAGCCUGGUACAGCACGGGCACAGAGCGGGCUCAGUGCUGGACAUGAGGGAAGGGUCUCAGAGGUUGAAGUCCCCAGCAGUCCACAGGGUUCUCCAAAGAAAGCCAUGAGUGUCUUCUUGCGGGAGAGGAGCCACCCAUCAUGGAAUAAACCACAGACUUUUAUUUCACUCUCCUAAGGACACCCCCUCCCUUCCAGCCCCUCACCUCGGGCAAUUGUGAGCCUUUCAAGAACAAAACAAACAA
This is a messenger RNA of Chiroxiphia lanceolata (lance-tailed manakin), 1477 nucleotides long. Its product is annotated as pinopsin. Gene Ontology annotation, biological process: phototransduction; visual perception; G protein-coupled receptor signaling pathway. The transcript has 5 exons. The record is from RefSeq and is a predicted model, not a curated record. Gene Ontology annotation, cellular component: photoreceptor outer segment; membrane. Bases 92 to 1147 code for a protein of 351 amino acids. Lineage: Eukaryota; Metazoa; Chordata; Aves; Passeriformes; Pipridae. Gene Ontology annotation, molecular function: G protein-coupled receptor activity.